Messenger RNA from Oldenlandia corymbosa var. corymbosa, 1482 nucleotides. The record is from the annotation of a GenBank genome assembly. Lineage: Eukaryota; Viridiplantae; Streptophyta; Magnoliopsida; Gentianales; Rubiaceae.
AUGCCGGCGAUAAGACCCAGACUUCAUCAUCGAGCUUUUAUCAUGUCUUCUUCUGCCGCCUCCUGUUCAUCGUCCGCUCUAUUAGGCCGCAAAACCCAUCUAUUACCACCCACUUAUCAUCAUGGUUCCAAGGUGUUCGAUCGAUUAUUUUCCAGGACCCGUGUUUCCUUCCCCACCCGUUCUGCCGGCGGUGCUGCCUCAGUUCGCUGCUUCGUUUCUGCCUCAUCUUCGACCAAUUCCGUGGACAGAAUCAAAGUCCAAAACCCUAUUGUUGAAAUGGACGGUGAUGAGAUGGCCAGGAUCAUGUGGAGUAUGAUUAAGGACAAGUUGAUACAUCCUUAUGUGGAGCUGGAUAUCAAGUAUUUUGAUUUAGGGAUACUGAACCGUGAUGCUACUGACGAUAAAGUCACCGUCGAAAGUGCUGAAGCUACUCUUGAGCACAAUGUUGCUGUAAAAUGUGCUACAAUUACACCAGAUGAAACCAGAGUGAAGGAAUUUGGGCUAAAAUCCAUGUGGAAGAGUCCCAAUGGCACGAUCAGAAAUAUUUUGAAUGGUACUGUUUUCCGUGAGCCCAUUAUAUGUCAGAACAUUCCAAGAAUUGUUCCUGGUUGGAAAAAACCAAUUUGCAUUGGUAGGCAUGCAUUUGGUGAUCAAUAUCGUGCCACUGAUACUCUAAUUAAAGGACCAGGGAGGCUGAAGAUGAUUUUUGAGCCUGAAAAUGGGGAUUCCCCAGUUGAACUAGAUGUAUAUGAUUUUAAAGGUCCUGGGGUUGCACUCGCUAUGUAUAAUAUUGACCAGUCUAUUCGAGCAUUUGCUGAAUCAUCAAUGUCCCUUGCAUAUUCAAAGAAAUGGCCUCUUUAUUUGAGUACCAAAAAUACAAUUCUGAAGAAAUAUGAUGGCAGGUUCAAGGACAUCUUUGAGGAGGUUUAUCAAGAAAAUUGGAAGCAGAAGUUUGAGGAACAGUCCAUUUGGUACGAGCAUCGUUUGAUAGAUGACAUGGUGGCGUAUGCAAUAAAAAGUGAUGGUGGUUAUGUGUGGGCAUGCAAAAACUAUGAUGGAGAUGUUCAGAGUGAUUUACUUGCUCAAGGAUUUGGUUCUCUAGGCCUAAUGACCUCUGUUCUGUUAUCUUCUGAUGGUAAGACAUUAGAAGCCGAGGCAGCUCAUGGAACUGUAACUCGUCAUUUCCGUCAGCACCAGAAAGGUCAAGAAACCAGUACAAACAGUAUCGCUUCCAUUUUUGCUUGGACAAGAGGGCUAGGACACCGGGCCAAGCUUGAUGAGAACAAACAGUUACUGGACUUUGUACAGAACCUGGAAGCUGCCUGUAUUGGAACUGUGGAGUCAGGGAAAAUGACCAAGGAUCUUGCAUUAUUAGUACAUGGACCCAAGGUAUCAAGGGAGUUAUAUCUGAACACUGAGGAGUUCAUUGAUGCUGUUGCACAAAAUCUUGAGAGUAGACUCCAAUCUUGUACACCUGUUUGA